Messenger RNA from Mesorhabditis spiculigera, 1362 nucleotides. NCBI's taxonomy places the organism in Eukaryota, Metazoa, Nematoda, Chromadorea, Rhabditida, Rhabditidae. The record is from the annotation of a GenBank genome assembly.
AUGAUUCGUUCCGACACCUCGAAUGAGCAAGUGCGGGUGCCGAACGUCAUCGCGUUGGUCGGGCUGCCGGCGCGGGGCAAGACCUACAUCUCGCACAAGCUCUGCCGCUACUUGAACUGGAUUGGGAUCCGGACCAGAGCUUUCAAUGUCGGCGAAUACCGACGCAAAGCCUGCGAUCUCGUGAAAGAGGGCGAAGCCGACUUCUUUUCCCCGCACAACCAAGCCGGACAGAAGAAGAGAGACGAAUGCGCUCGCCUAGCUAUCGAGGAUAUGGGCCGAUACUUGGAAAGUAAGGAAGGAGAAGUUGCGAUCCUCGAUGCCACCAAUACGACUCGGGAGCGUAGGAAAUUAUUGGUGGACUAUUGCCGGAAAUCAAAUCGAAGCCCGCCUUUCAGGGUUUUCUUCGUUGAAAGCGUCUGUGACGAUCCAGACAUUAUCAACUCCAACAUUACCGAGGUGAAAAUCAACUCUCCCGACUACAAAGGAAUCAUGUCGCAAGAAGAGGCCAAAGAAGACUUUGUAAAGCGCAUCGAGAACUAUCGCCUGAUGUAUCAGCCUCUCGAUGAAGAGCACGACGAGGAUUUGAGUUAUAUUAAGGUCAUUAACGCCGGCAAAUCCUUCUUUGUCCACAACGUCAACGGACAUGUGCAAUCCAGAGUUGUCUAUUUCCUGAUGAACAUCCACUUGCUGCCGAGAAGUAUUUAUUUGACACGCCACGGCGAGAGCGAAUACAACUUGCUGGGAAGGCUAGGCGGGGACAGCCCGCUUAGCGAACGCGGUCUCGACUAUGCGGCAAAGCUCAAAGAUUUCCUUGAGAAAGCCGAAGUGCCAGAACUCCGAAUUUGGUCGUCACAAAAGAUCCGGGCGGCCCAAACGUCUGCAAAGCUCCGCGAUCUGGCCGCCCACGUCGAGUACUGGAAAGUAUUGGACGAGAUUGAUGCGGGUAUUUGCGAGGGUCUCACUUACGAGGACUUUGAGAUCCGGUACCCGAAGCAAUUUGGGGAGCGCGACAAGGACAAGUAUCACUACCGCUACCCGUCUGGAGAGAGCUACGAAGACCUGGUGGCCCGCCUUGAGCCCGUCAUCAUGGAGCUGGAGCGACAGUCCAACGUGCUCGUCAUCUCCCAUCAAGCCGUCCUCCGCUGCAUCCUCGCAUAUUUCACGAAUCAGAAUCGCGACGAUCUGCCGUAUCUCAAGGUGCCGCUCCACACCGUCGUCAAACUUACGCCAAAAGCCUACAGCUGUGAGGUGGAGAUGUUCAAAUUCGACAUCCCCGCCGUCAACACUUACCGAGAAAAGCCGAAACAGCAAAACAGCGAGGAAGCCCGUCGCCCAUCCAUCGACACCCGGGUCGUCGUGCAG